Athalia rosae (coleseed sawfly) is the source of this 1699-nucleotide messenger RNA. RefSeq names its product heart- and neural crest derivatives-expressed protein 1-like (gene Hand). The record is from RefSeq and is a predicted model, not a curated record. Gene Ontology annotation, biological process: developmental process; regulation of transcription by RNA polymerase II. The transcript is spliced from 3 exons. Lineage: Eukaryota; Metazoa; Arthropoda; Insecta; Hymenoptera; Athaliidae. Gene Ontology annotation, molecular function: protein dimerization activity; DNA-binding transcription factor activity, RNA polymerase II-specific; RNA polymerase II transcription regulatory region sequence-specific DNA binding. Bases 357 to 1220 code for a protein of 287 amino acids.
UUAAUCCCCAAUUCUAACGUCAGUAUCAUUCCAACCGCAUUCUAAGCCACGCACACGCGUCCUUUUAUCCGAUAGAAAAAUCCAAGGAUAACCGCGAGCCGAAUCGAAGAGCAGAUUUUCAGUGCGAGGACAUCCGUUCUGUGACCUUUAUAUAUAACAACAACCUUCGGUACGAGUGAUACGGUUCACGUACCUGAAAUUUUUGUUAACGUUUUUUUUUUUUUUUCCCUGUUCAUUGUGCUCCGCUGACGAACGAUCGUCCGAAUCGAUCAUUCGGGCAGCACUUGGGAGAGUGAAAAAAAUCCUGUCUCGAUUAUUCCAAUUUUUCGAACGCGAGUGCCUCGAUACAAGAAAAUAUGUUGGGAGGCUACGAGGCGCAGGCAGAGUAUUACCCCCAAUGGCAUCAACCCUACAAUUACAUGACCCAGUUACCUUACGGUCCGGUGGGUAUAGCGGAUCCUGUCGAAGUUCAUUCGACUUACUGGGCGGCGGCAGAUUCCGGGAUAUCCGGUGGUAGUUCCGGAGCCGGUAGUCCGGCGGCAUCCACGCCCCCGUUGAUCGAAGAAAUCGGUGUCCAGGAGUCAUCGGAACACUAUUCACCGUCAUCGCAUUCCUCCGCCCACUAUUCGACGAACCAUCAUCAGUACAACGCCCACCAAAUGCAAAAUUCUAUGUCCGGACAUCAGUCUUACCCCGCAGGACUUUUGUACACCCCGUCGCAACCGGAAGCGAUCCGGCAACACGAUUUUUCCAACGCUCAAGGUGUCCUUCAAUCGUCCGACGCGUUGCACCAGCAUCUCCACGACGUUAGGGAAGGGUUGGUCGUCAGACCGAAGAGAAGAAACACCGCCAACAAAAAGGAGAGAAGACGAACGCAGAGCAUAAAUAACGCGUUCGCGGAUCUGAGGGAUUGCAUACCGAACGUUCCAGCGGACACGAAACUUUCCAAGAUCAAAACCCUGAGGCUCGCGGCUUCCUACAUCGGGUAUCUCAUGGCGGUUCUCGACAGCGACGAAGGUGAAGAGCCGCAGACUUUUAGGGCAGAAAUUUUAUCCAGCGGACGUCGCAGCAAAGCGUCUCAACAAAAUACGAUCGAAACUCCCGUUCAGAGCACUUCGUCGAUGCAGGAGGAAGGUUCGAAAGGAAAAGGUCGGACUGGAUGGCCGCAGCACAUGUGGGCGUUAGAAUUGAAACAAGAACCUCAAACGCAAAUGCAGUAAACAAAAAUAAAAAUAAAAAUAAUAAAAAUAAAAAUCAAAUCCCGAGGGAGGUUCACUGCGUCUAGAUGGAAAGUCACGUCGUAUAUACGGGGGUCGCGGUAUCGAAAAAAUUGAGAUGGAUAAGAAUCUAUAUAAUUCUGUACUUGUAAAUAUAAUUCCGAAUACGUGUAUGAUAUGGAUAAAUAUUGUAACCGAUGCAUAAUAAUGUACAUAGGAAAUUUGUGUUAUAAUUUAACAGAGAGAAAAAAAAAAAAAAAAACCAACGAAAAAACAUAUUUUUACCUACCAAAGAGUAUUACAUACCUAUACUAUUGUUUCAUGACCAUGAUAUGUAUUACGUGUAAAUUAAGAGAUUAAUACGCGGGUAUGUAUAAUUCUCGUCACGCAUAUUCCGCCAUAUUUGUAUAAUUUUGUAUAGUAAUAAUAACAACCGUAUAGUUAUACUAUUACGCAGAAUAAAAUUAUAUUAUAGUAAUUUA